AUGAAAGUCUUCGACCUCAACCUGCGAUCAUGCGGAUUGGAUGCCGGAUGGUUCUGCGCUCCCGCUCGGAGCUCAAAGCGCUCAUGUGGGAGUGGAUGGGGAGCAUGUAUCGAUCUUCCUGAUAGCAACAGGGAGUUCGUACAACCUGAAAGCAAGGCGUUUGUUCAGGAUGACAUUCUGAUUGAUGCCGAUGGGCUUCACGUCAACAACAAGAAGUCUUUGCACCAAGAAUCAGAGCUUUUUCUUCUCCUACAAACAGCAAGGAGAGCAUCACAGCGCCAUGAUGAUGAUUCGUUGUCCACAGCUUCAACACACAUCGACGACGAACCAACAAUGAUUUCUGCAAAUCGACUCGCAAAGCACGCCGGGGUGCCAUCUAUCAGUGACAAAAGGAAAGACAAUCGCUAUAUUCCACCAGUAUGGAGGACUGCAAGCACCAGUUCGGACAAGAGUCUUCAGCUCCCAUCGCUCACUGGAUUUAGCUCCAGUUUCUCGCAAGAGGGUUCAUCAGGAAGGAAAGAAGUCAGACUCUGCAACAUUCAGAAGAUCAAGGAAGUUGGGAAAGGCAAUACUGCAACUGUUUGGAAGUGCAUCGAUUGUUCAGACAGAAGAACCCUUGCUGUAAAAGAGAUGCCAGUGGAUCGGGAUGAGAAGAGAAAGGACAUGGCACUUCGCGAAAUGGUCACAAUGUUUGGGAUCGAUCACGCUGGAAUCGUGGCUUGUCACAAUGUUUUCUACUCCAAGAACAUGUUUCAUAUCGCCAUGGAGUACAUGGAUGCAGGAUCGCUUCUUGAUGCAAUGCGGAGGACCUGUCGCCAAUCGGGGAGCUACACGAUGCCUUUGCCUGCCCUGGCGCAUGUUUGCCAAAAGGUUCUCAGUGCCCUGGACUUCCUGCAUGAAGGCAUGCAACUAGUGCAUCGGGACGUAAAGCCUGGAAACAUUUUGCUUUCUGUCCAAGGGGAGGUGAAGCUCGCUGAUCUUGGUAUUUGUGCACAGCCGAUUACAGAGGGUGGAUUGCAAGAGGAAAGUACCGGGGUUUGUGCGACACCUGUUACAGAAUGGAUCGGAACAGUGACGUACAUGUCUCCUGAGAGGUUGUUGGGAGAGGCCUACGGCUACAGCGCAGACAUGUGGAGUCUGGGGCUUGUGCUGGUCGAGGCUGCCAUGGGGAGAUACCCUCUGACGCCUUCGGACUUUCAGGGAAACUUGCAAUUCUGGGAUCUUCUUGACAUCGUGAUGUCUGAGUCAACUUGCGCUUUCAAGCUGCUUGAGGGACUCGACAGGGAAUAUGAUGAACUUCGCACUUUCACAGAUGCUUGCUUGAUCAAGGACGGAGUUACCAGACCCUUGGCUCGAGAUCUGUUUGGACAUCCGCUUUUGAACUCUGCAGACCAGUCUGUGUUUGCACAGUGGUGUCUUGAGGUUGAUGGUUGGGCUUAG
Molecule: messenger RNA, 1440 nt
Organism: Guillardia theta CCMP2712
Lineage: Eukaryota; Cryptophyceae; Pyrenomonadales; Geminigeraceae
Exons: 4
Coding region: 1-1440 (479 amino acids)
Biological process (GO): protein phosphorylation
Cellular component (GO): cytoplasm
Molecular function (GO): ATP binding; protein serine/threonine kinase activity
Source: RefSeq, a predicted model, not a curated record